Molecule: messenger RNA, 1598 nt
Organism: Branchiostoma belcheri (Belcher's lancelet)
Lineage: Eukaryota; Metazoa; Chordata; Leptocardii; Amphioxiformes; Branchiostomatidae
Exons: 4
Coding region: 438-1415 (325 amino acids)
Cellular component (GO): membrane
Source: RefSeq, a predicted model, not a curated record
UAUGAUCUGCUUGGAGAUUACAUAUUUGUAAACGUGUGACCCAUUGUAUACCUAGCCCAAUUAGGCAAAAUGUACAGAACAUCUUAUUUAAAAGAAACGAAAGACUAUGGAGGAUAUAUGCCAAGGAUAGCCAUGAGAAUCCAAUUAACAGACUACGCAUUACGUCAUCGACAUAUUCCAUACAUGGGCAUUGGAGGUCGUCCGACAGGUCACUGACACCAAUAAAGUAAGUGCAGAUGCAAACCAAGGAGGUACCCGCACGGUUAAAUAUUCACCUGUGUGUGUGCUUCUGAUAACUGUCUUACAACAGACACCUAGCCACUCGACAACUACCACGUACGAUAGGCAUCUUUCAUGAGACUCACCGUCGACACAGAGCCACGUCAGCUUUAUACGCCGUAUUAGAACAAGAAGGUCGACUCUAGGGCACAUCAGCCAUGGACGGAAAAGACAACACCGCUUCUGGUAUAGACAAGUAUGCCAAAAAGCCGAGGAAACAGGCACCCAGCACUGUAACAGGUCCUCUGUGGUCUAUACUGUCGGGUAUCUUGUCGGCCCUGUCGGCAACACUGCUACAACUUGCCGCUGAGGUGCCCCUGUUCCACACGAUCGUUGUCCGAUGCACCAUACAACUCUUGGCGGCGGUGGCCGUCCUCUGGGCCCGACGGGGAUCCGACUUCGCUACGGUGAAGAGGCGGACGUUGCCGUGGCUGGCGCUUCGUGGCCUCGUAGCCUUUGUAGCCUUCUGUGCUAACGACUACGCCAGCACUACGUUACCUCUAGGAGAAGCCAUUGCGAUCCGACAAACCAGCCCGAUAUUCACAGCGUUCCUGGGCUUCUUGUUCUUCCACGAACCCGUCGGUGGUCUCGAGGUCCUGCUAGCCGGCAUGUGCUGGUUAGGAGUAACCCUAAUAUCAAGUUCGCAGGCCGCCGAUUCGCACGAUGAUGACCUUGACCCUGCCCUUACCGAGAAAACUCUGAAGGUCACGGUAGCGAUUGUUGGUGCCAUGUCGGCCGCCUUGGCCUUCCUAGUUGUCGGUAAGCUCUCUCGGAGGGACAAAGUCUCGACAAACGUUCUGGUUUUCGUCCGGUGUCUUGUGACGACGUUGUUGUCUGCGGGCUCGAACGCGUUGUUCCUUGGCGGGAUGAGUGACGUCAUCAAUAUGAGCGGGUCGAACUUGAUCUUGCUGGUGACGUCAGCACUGUGUGAUUUGGGAAGUAACUUUUCCUUGACCAAAGGCCUGUCCCUAUCCAGAGUAGCCUCACACUCCAUCAUUCUCCGGAACUCCAACGUGCUGGUGUCGUUUCUGGUCCAGAUCGUGGUGUUCAGUGACUUCCCGACAUUUCAGAGUCUCGCAGGUGCAGCUGUUAUAGUUGUAUCAGGAGUGGUCACGGCCGUCAAGAGUAGAGGAUGAGAGUCCGCUCUGUUUCAGUCUUUCUUACAAUUCUAAGAAACGUAGUAACGCUUGGGACCAAUUGAAAUUCAAAAUGCUAUUAAAUGCUGAUCUAGUAAGUCACUUUUCGUUUGAGUAUAGGAUCUUGAUGUAAAGAGUGGAGGUAAACAUAGGUCUAGUAGUCUAAAAAUCUAUCUGAAGCAU